GAGUCCGAGUAUGGUGACAGACGAACCCGACAAGGCCGAUGAGGAUCCUCCGGCAUACCAGAGGGGGUUUGUCAUCGUCCCCGAGGACCAACACUUCAGAGGACCUAUGAAUCUCCACCCUUACACGCGCCCCCUCACCAUCGCCGAUCUGGAAUCUGUGGUGGCUCUUGAGAACGCGGCGUUCCCCAACCCAGAAGAGAGGGCAACGAGGGAGAAGUUCAUCUACAGGCUCACCAAGUGUGGCGAGCUCUGCCUGGGGAUGUUUUGCACUAUGGUGCCAGGUUCCGGCGUCGAAGCCGAGACGUUCGCAACUGGUCGGCCAGUAGAAACCAAGCGAAGAAACGGAGCCAUCAGUGUACUGAUCGGCCAUAUUGUCGCAGCCAAAACAACAACCCCGUUAGUUACAGAUGAUUCUAUGGAUUAUCCCCGUGAUUGGAACUCCGAAACCCCAACUCCUUCGAGACUUGGCCACCAGGAAGGUGGAAGGACCAUUGUUCUCCAUUCUGUAGCUGUUCUACCACGGUUUCAGGGACGAGGUCUUGGGAGCGUCCUCAUGAUGGCUUAUAUGCAGCAGAUGAAUGGCGCUGGUAUAGCGGAUCGACUGGCUUUGAUUGCUCAUGAUCAUAAAAUACAAUGGUACGAGAAACUUGGCUUCACCAACCAAGGGAUGAGCAGUUGCCAAUUUGGAGGGGGCGGAUGGUACGACAUGGUCUUUGAUUUGAAGGCACUGGAACCAAGAGCAGCAUAUGGCUAGGUAAGCUCCCUGGAUCUUGUGGCGGACGGUCUUUCUGUUGAUACCCAAAUUUGGAUUUUAGUGCAAGGUACAGUUAUAAGGUCUUUGCACAUUUCAGUUAGGCUUGGGAUUGGCAUCUCCAUCAGAUCGCGGGUAUUAGAACCGAGUACCACAUUGUCUGUCUAAUCACUCGCCUUGUACUUCGCUCUGUACUCUUCCAAUCGCUUGAUAUCCUCUUCUGAUCCCCUUCCUUUCAGACCCCCAA
Amorphotheca resinae ATCC 22711 is the source of this 998-nucleotide messenger RNA. RefSeq lists its product as hypothetical. NCBI's taxonomy places the organism in Eukaryota, Fungi, Ascomycota, Leotiomycetes, Helotiales, Amorphothecaceae. Gene Ontology annotation, molecular function: aralkylamine N-acetyltransferase activity. The record is from RefSeq and is a predicted model, not a curated record. The transcript has 4 exons. Bases 11 to 754 code for a protein of 247 amino acids. Gene Ontology annotation, cellular component: cytoplasm.